AUGGACGUCGAACACUCUGCCGCCACCAAGCAGCCUAAUAGCGACCAGGACAAGGUCCAGGAUGGAUAUCAGGAUGGAGAUGCGCCGUCUCUCUCCGAGAACCGCUCCGAGACCCUCGGCGACACGGACCUGCUCGGCGGGGAGAAGCUGGACGCGGUGCUGACUGCGAAGAUGGCCUUGGUCAACGAUGCCAUUGACGAGAUCGGAUUCACCCCGCACCAGGCCAAGCUCUUCUGCCUCAAUGGCUUCGGAUACGCCGUCGACUCGCUCAUCCUGCUGCUGCAGUCCAUCGUCGCCACUCAGGCCACCCUCGAGUUCCAGCCCAGCUACGAUACUGGUUUAACUAUUGCCGUCUAUGUGGGAAUGCUGGUUGGCGCGCUGUUCUGGGGCUUCUCUGCCGACGUCAUCGGCCGUCGCUUCGCCUUCAACGUUUCUCUGUUCAUCUCGUCCAUCUUCACCAUUGUCGCCGGUGCUGCCCCGAACUGGAUCGUUCUCGGCCUGUUCACUUGUCUGAGUGCGUUUGGUGCUGGUGGAAACCUGGUUUUGGAUACGGCGGUCUUCCUGGAGUAUCUCCCCAGCCAGCAUUCAUGGCUGGUGACUCUGAUGGCCGCCUGGUGGGGCGUUGGACAGCUGAUUGCAGGCCUGUUCGCGUGGGCCUUUAUGCCGAACUACUCCUGCGCCGAUGCGGCCAGCUGCACCUACGACAACAACAAGGGCUGGCGCUAUGUCUGGUACACUUCAGGCGCCUUCGUCUUUCUCCUGUCGAUUCUGCGCAUCACCGUCGUCCGGCUGGAAGAAACGCCCAAGUUUCUUGUGUCUGAGGGCAAGGACGAGAAGGUGGUUGCAGUGCUCCAGGGAAUUGCCCAGAAGCAUCAACGCCCCUGCAGCCUCACCCUCGAGCGCCUAACAGCCCUGGGAGUAACGCGGACUCGCCAUUCCGGCGAGACUCGUCGCUCCUUCAAGCUGAUCUCUCUGCCCGAGCUCGGCUAUCACCUCCGUGGUCUCUACGCCACCCGCAAGAUGGCCCUAUCCACCAGCUUGAUCUGGUUUUCCUGGCUACUGAUCGGUCUGGCAUAUCCUCUUUUCAACGUCUUCCUACCGCUGUACCUGAAAUCGCGCGGCGCCGAGUUCGGUGACGAUAGCCCCUAUACUACCUGGAGAAACUACGCCAUCACCAACGCAUGCGGUAUAUUUGGCCCUAUUCUUGCUGGCUUCCUAUGUCGCACGCGCUGGUGCUGGGGCCGCCGAGGAACCAUGAUCCUGGGGGCGAUGGUCACCAUGGUGUUCUUCUUCUCGUACACAGCUGUACGAACGGCGGAUCAGAAUGUUGCAUUCACCUGCAUUAUCAACUUCUGUCUGAACAUUUACUACGGGACACUCUACGCCUAUACGCCAGAGGUCCUCCCAUCUGCCCACCGCGGCACAGGAAACGGCAUCGCCAUCGGACUGAACCGAAUCAUGGGAAUCGUGAGUGCCGUCGUUGGCCGAGAAGCAGAUACGAGCACCUCCGUCCCGCUGUACAUCUGUGCCGCUCUGUAUAUCAUCAUGGCCAUCGUCGCCGCAGCAUUCCCCUUCGAGCCGCUCGGUCGCCGCAGCAGCUGA
Aspergillus puulaauensis is the source of this 1602-nucleotide messenger RNA. RefSeq names its product MFS transporter. NCBI's taxonomy places the organism in Eukaryota, Fungi, Ascomycota, Eurotiomycetes, Eurotiales, Aspergillaceae. Bases 1 to 1602 code for a protein of 533 amino acids. Gene Ontology annotation, molecular function: transmembrane transporter activity. The transcript is spliced from 5 exons. The record is from RefSeq and is a predicted model, not a curated record. Gene Ontology annotation, biological process: transmembrane transport.